AUGACUGGUAGUGAUGCUGUAACGGAACUUAAGACAGUCCGCAGUCGUGAAGAAGUUGUUGGUACCAUGAGUGGGUUUCUUAAAGGGCGAGAAAGCACCAAACGUCAGGUUUUGUCACGUCUUAAUCAUCUUAGGAAUACAUUCGCUAAAUCGCCAUAUUUCCAAAAGCAUGAGGUGAUUGGAAGCAGCAUAUUGAUUAUCUACGAUGAUGAAAAGGCAGGUGUGUGGAUGAUAGACUUUGCCAAAACGGUACCCGUUCCAGAGGGGGUCAGCAUUACCCACAGAGAACCGUGGGUCCUAGGCAACCAUGAGGAAGGCUUUCUGACCGGAGUAGAUAACCUCAUAAAGGUUGUGGAGGAAGUACCAACAGUGAAAUCGAGGAGAUUAGGGUUAUUUAGCAAGUCAUAAUUAUGAUUAUACUUUAUGGAAAUUAAUGUUGUUAUUUUACGGUCCCAAGAAGCUGAAAUCGUCUUCAAUAGAAGGGCCAGAAGUUA
Messenger RNA from Penaeus vannamei (Pacific white shrimp), 494 nucleotides. NCBI's taxonomy places the organism in Eukaryota, Metazoa, Arthropoda, Malacostraca, Decapoda, Penaeidae. The record is from RefSeq and is a predicted model, not a curated record.